Messenger RNA from Limulus polyphemus (Atlantic horseshoe crab), 3066 nucleotides. Its product is annotated as major facilitator superfamily domain-containing protein 3-like. Gene Ontology annotation, cellular component: membrane. Gene Ontology annotation, biological process: transmembrane transport. Lineage: Eukaryota; Metazoa; Arthropoda; Merostomata; Xiphosura; Limulidae. The coding region runs from base 449 to 1771 and encodes 440 amino acids. The record is from RefSeq and is a predicted model, not a curated record. Gene Ontology annotation, molecular function: transmembrane transporter activity. The transcript is spliced from 5 exons.
UGUGCACCACUAGGCUAGUCAAUGAAACUGGAAGAUAGACUAAUCUGGCUAAAACUUGACCUUUAAUACUGAAAAUGAAAGUUCACAUUCAAACGCAAUUAUCGACUGACUUCAAAACUGUCAGGAUAAGGGGUUCAUAACGUGUGGUUAUGACUGUGAACAAGGUACUGGUCAAACGAUAUGUCCAUAUUAUAUAUAUAUAUAUACACUGUGUAGUUGCACUCGUCCUGUUUAAAUUUUUUGUAAAGAAAAUAUUAAAAAUAUAAGUUAAAAGUUAUUUUGUGUUAGGUCUAUGGUACGCCUGGAAAAUUAAGAGAAAUGAUGUAUAGUUUAAUUCACUACUAAUACAAAUAUGGAACGCUAGUUCGUUUUCUCAAGGUUUUUGUACGUCGGUCUUCUACAGUGAUAUACACAGGAAUUUUGUUAAGCUCAUGUAGUAUUACCUGGAAUGACAGUUAUAAAGAUACUACUUUUAGGGGUGUUGUACUAUGUACAAGGGUUACCAUAUGGAUUUCAGGACAAGUUUUUGCCAAUAUAUCUACGUUCCAGAGGACUAUCCUACACUAACCUUACCUUGAUGAAACUCUUGCUGCUUCCAUGGCUUCUAAAAGCACUUUUGGCUCCAGCAAUGGACUUAUUUCAAACUAAGUCAUUCUGGACUUACACCAGUUUGAUUUGUCUCAUGGCAUUAUCAUUUCUGAGUUCUUUUAUUUCACAAGAAUUUGAAGAAAGCUUUUUAAGCUUCAGUGUUAUAUUAUUCUUUUUUAACUUUUUCUCUGCCACCCAAGAUGUUGCUGUGGAUGGUUUGGCUCUUCAAAUGCUGACAGACAAGGAUAUUGGGCAAGGAAACUCAGCUCAAAUUAUUGGCUACAAGCUGGGAGCCUUUUUUGGAGGAGGGGUUCUUUUCUGGGUCCAGAUUUAUUGGGGAUUACAGGGAGCAUUUGGCUUACUUGGAAUAAUGUACUGUUUAACACUUCUAGCCUUCUGCAUACUAAUGGAAAAACAAGGCUUGAAACAUAUUACAAAAAAAAGUAUUAAUACUGAAAGACUUUAUAUACAAAAUGAGGAUGUAGAAUUAAACGAAAAUAUUCAAGUGUCUCACAAAAAUGAUCAACAAUUAAACUGGAAAGUAGUAUUUAGGGAAGCCUUCAGGACUCCACAUACUUGGAAUGUAGCUGUUUUUGUGAUAUUUUACAAACUUGGUGAGAGAGGAGCUCUGUCAUCAUUUCCUCUGUUUCUGGUGGAUGAAGGUGUUCCUACCAGAACUGUUGGAUUGUGGAAUGGCAUGUUUGGACAGAUUGGUUCACUGGCUGGGUCAGCCUUAGGCGGCAUUCUGCUAUCUGAGAAAAGAUUUAUAUCCAAGGUUCUGAAGUUUUCAUGUUGGUUCCGUGUACUACCUGUGACAUUUCAACUGCUUUUUAUUCUGUUCUGGGAUCAAUUUUCUUCACCAGCAGUCCACUGGAUUGUACACUAUUCUAGUUUACUGUCAAUAUGCAUUCUUCAGUUUGCAGCUGGAAUAGCAACGGCAGCAGCCUUCACUGUAAUGAUGAUCUGUUCCCAAGGGGCACUGCAAGUAGUCCAGACAACACACUAUACUAUAUUAGCAUCUUCAGAAGUUGCAGGAAAACUGCUAUUUUCCUCUCUGAGUGGAAUGUUAAUAGAUAUUUUUGGAUUAAGUACUGUAUACUUUGUUUUUGUAUUGUUAAGUUUAGGGACUGUCUUUAUUGUUCCUGAGAUUCCUGUUAAAGAGGAAAUAAAUAAAUACUCAUAACUCAUAUUUUCCUAGAAGUAAUCUCAUUGAAAAUGCUAUUAGAAUAUAUCAUUUAAUAAAAAAUUAUAGAGCAAAAGGGAUAGCAUGAGUUUUUAAUAAAAACAAGUAAGAAAAAUGUGUUUAGAAAGGUAAUAGGUUAAUACUUUUCAAAUAUGUGACAGGAAAGUGACGAAUAGUUUGCAAGGUUUUCAACAUUGUGGAAGUUUGGUUAUUAGAUUACUGGUUCAUCAAACUAGAACACAUUCAAUACAAGUGACUUACAUACUAAUUUUGUAGCAUUUAUCAGGUUGUUAAGUGUGAUGUUGCAUGAUUAUUCAGCUGUGAGGUAUUCAACAUUGUGGCAGUUCAGUUAUUAGAUGACUGGUUCAUCAAACUAGAACACAUUAAUACAAGUGACUUACAUACUAAUUUUGUAGCAUUUAUCAGGUUAUUAAGUGUUAUGUUGCUGAUUAUCCAGCAGUAAGGUCCAAAUAUACGAAAUACAGCAUUUUCUAGAAACACCACCGUGUUAUGCCCCAGUGUGUACAAAUAAGUGUAAAGUCAACACUGAGCUGUUUUUCCACAGAUUUCCAGAUGAUGAUAAAGAAAGAUAGCAAUGGUUGAAAUCAAUAAAGUAAAAAAGUAUGCUGUAGAGAAACGAACUAGAGCCAGCUAAGAGUGUUUUCAUAACACUGUCUUGGUGCAAUAAACACUCACAUUUAAAGAUAUAAAUGAGAAAGGUUGAAGUUUAUGUAUACAAAAUACUAUGUUAAUUACCCUAUGAUUAUGUUGUGGUUUUUGCAUUAUUUUGACAGGCGGUCUUUACUGAAUGGCCAUAUAUAUGGAUUCACAGCAAUGCACUAUUCUGUGAACAAGUUUUAACACACACACACCUUCUUUUGAUGUUGAUAUCAAAAAUUAAAGUUGAGUUUAUGUGUCAUCUGAAAGUACAAUCAGCCUUUCAGAAAUUAUUAGAUACUACUAUUCAUAUUCACUUUUAUAUUAUUUUAGAAAUAUGUCCUUUCUAUUGCCUCAGCUGGGUAUGAAAAUAGAAAAUGUACACAUUACAUUGUGUACGAGAUAUUUACAUGUACACUAUAAGCAAUGUCAUUCCUCUGACCUCUCAGUCAGAUCAGGGACCUACUAUAUUAAUAAGAAGUUUAUAGGCCUACUCUUUAUAUGAUUAUGCUUUAAACUUUUUAGUACACUGUUAGUGAUGUUGAUUUAGUGCUUUAUCAAAACCUGCAUUGUGCCUGUAAUAAUACUAUCCAGUUGAUCUUGUAUACCUUCUUAGACCUAUAAACAUUACGUGCUUU